Ustilaginoidea virens is the source of this 687-nucleotide messenger RNA. RefSeq lists its product as uncharacterized. The transcript has 4 exons. The coding region runs from base 1 to 687 and encodes 228 amino acids. The record is from RefSeq and is a predicted model, not a curated record. NCBI's taxonomy places the organism in Eukaryota, Fungi, Ascomycota, Sordariomycetes, Hypocreales, Clavicipitaceae.
AUGUCUGCUCACGUUCCGACCUUGGGAGCUUUGGCAUCUUUUCAGGACGCAUUUUUCACGUAUCAAGGGAGCCUCAAUGCGGCGGCGUACGACAUCAUGGACGGAUGCCACGGCUCUCUGACCAGGAAAUCCCCCCCUCCCCCCUCCUCAGUGAACGAAUGUCGCACCGCUCGAGUAGCCGAGAUUCUGUCCGAUUUCCGCACUCUGCAGUAUUACAUCAUAUCCGCGCAGACGGAUCCGGACGAUGCACGAGACUACCACACGGAGGGCUGGGCCACCCUGCGGCAAUGCGCCAUUGACGGACAUCACAUCCUGGAAUGCGCCGCAGACACGCGCGUGCCCGUUGCCCAAGGCGGAGAGAAGGAGCAGACCAAGGCAGAGCUCAAGCAGGUUCUUCUGGACGCGUUUUCCAGGCGACACGAGGGACAGAAGAUUUACAUGAGGCAGAGCGCGGCGCGGCGCUGGAUAGAGUGCCGGGACCUGAUCUUGCGGGGGAACCGGCCGGUCCAGGCUGCCCGGCAGCAGCUGCGAGCCUGCGACGGUCGGUUGCGAGCAGAACUCGAGUCCCUUACAGACGAAAGCGUCUAUGCCGAGUUGGCGGCUGCGGACAACGCCCUCGGACGCUGGACGGCCGAGGAUCCAAGCUUGAGGCAUGUCGUCAGAUGGCUUCGGGCACGGCAACGCUAA